Carya illinoinensis is the source of this 894-nucleotide messenger RNA. Its product is annotated as universal stress protein Slr1101-like. The transcript is spliced from 5 exons. The record is from RefSeq and is a predicted model, not a curated record. Bases 172 to 708 code for a protein of 178 amino acids. Lineage: Eukaryota; Viridiplantae; Streptophyta; Magnoliopsida; Fagales; Juglandaceae.
GGCCAUGGCCGACAAGAACACGGCCAUCCCAUCAUUUCAACAGGCUCAACUCAAAAGACACCGAGAGGUCCAACAAAAACAAAGGCAAAGACAAGAAAAUAGAAAAGUAAUUGAGUUCUGAAACUAGCAACAACCUACCUUCUUGUUGUACAGAAGUCUCUCAGUCUGAUUAUGGAGGCGUUGAUGGAGGAUGAGGAAGAGCACGGCUGGAGAGAAGUGAAGCUGCCUAGUUUGAUACCCAUAGUGCCGGAGCCAGGGCUGGAGAGAGAGACGGGGGAGAGGAGGCAAGGCCGGGACAUACUGAUAGCUGUGGAUCACGGUCCCAAGAGCAAGCACGCCUUUGAUUGGGCCCUCAUCCACCUCUGCAGGCUCGCUGAUACCCUCCAUCUAAUCCACGUCGUUUCCAGCGUGAAGAACGAACUCGUUUACGAGACGAGCCAGGGGCUGAUGGAGAAGCUUGCUGUUGAGGCCUUUCAAGUUGCCAUGGUAAAGACAGUGGCUCGGAUCAUGGAAGGGGAUCCCGGCAAGGUAAUUUGCAAGGAGGCAGAAAGGUUGAAGCCUGCAGCGGUGGUCCUGGGUACAAGAGGCAGAAGCAUUAUCCAAAGUGUACUGCAGGGAAGCGUGAGCGAAUAUUGCUUCCACAACUGUAAAUCAGCACCUGUAGUAAUUGUGCCUGGAAGAGAGGCUGGAGAUGAGUCUUUGAUAUAGUGAAAUGGCAUUCAAUAAACUGUAAGUCCCGAGUGUUGUGAUGUCAAUAAGCGCUUGCUUGGUUGUAGAUAGUUGUUUUUUGUAACAGUUUGUGUGACCAGAAUGAGCAUUAGAUGAUAGUGUGACUGAUUUGUAAAGCAUAUAUCAAUUUAUUUAUUUGAAUUAGAUGUUGCUAUGUGGAUUCAA